Messenger RNA from Suncus etruscus (white-toothed pygmy shrew), 998 nucleotides. RefSeq names its product RAD1 checkpoint DNA exonuclease (gene RAD1). The transcript is spliced from 5 exons. The record is from RefSeq and is a predicted model, not a curated record. Gene Ontology annotation, biological process: DNA damage checkpoint signaling; DNA repair. Gene Ontology annotation, molecular function: 3'-5' exonuclease activity. Gene Ontology annotation, cellular component: checkpoint clamp complex; nucleus. NCBI's taxonomy places the organism in Eukaryota, Metazoa, Chordata, Mammalia, Eulipotyphla, Soricidae. The coding region runs from base 6 to 851 and encodes 281 amino acids.
GCACGAUGCCCCUGGAGACCACCCAGGUGCGGGGCACGGAGGGCUACAGCCUGGUGGCCAGCCUGGACAACGUCCGCAACCUCUCCACGGUGCUCAAGGCCAUUCACUUCCGAGAGCACGCCACGUGCUUCGCGACCAAAAACGGCCUCAAAGUGACCGUGGAGAAUGCCAAGUGCGUGCAAGCUAACGCUUUCAUUCAGGCUGCAAUAUUUCAAGAAUUUUCAGUUCAGGAAGAAUCUGUUACUUUUCGAGUUAAUUUAACUGUCCUUUUAGACUGUUUAUCUAUUUUUGGAUCAAGUCCUGUGCCAGGAACUUUAACUGCACUUCGCAUGUGCUACCAAGGUUAUGGUUACCCAUUGAUGUUAUUUCUGGAAGAAGGAGGAGUGGUGACAGUCUGUAAAAUCAAUACUCAGGAGCCUGAAGAAACUCUGGAUUUUGAUUUCUGCAGCACCAAUGUUAUUAAUAAAAUUAUUCUACAGUCCGAAGGACUGCGUGAAGCAUUUUCUGAAUUGGAUAUGACAAGUGAGGUCCUCCAGAUCACCAUGUCUCCCAACAAGCCUUACUUCAGGUUAUCUACUUUUGGAAAUGCUGGAAGCUCUCACCUUGACUAUCCCAAAGACUCUGAUUUGGUGGAAUCAUUUCAGUGUAAUCAGACUGAGGUCAACAGAUACAAGAUUUCUUUACUGAAACCCUCCACAAAAGCCUUGGUUCUGUCUUGUAAAGUGUCUAUUCGGACAGAUAACCGAGGAUUCCUUUCAUUACAAUAUAUGAUUAAAAAUGAAGAUGGACAAAUAUGUUUUGUGGAAUAUUACUGUUGCCCAGAUGAAGAAAUUCCUGAAUCUGAAUCUUAAAUGUGAUUAUACAGACAUUCAUAAUAGGUCAUGUUCUCAUCCAGGGCAAUCUACCCCUCAGGGGUCUCAUUGGAUUUUCUAAAGAGAGAGAGAAAAAAUGUUGGGUGGGUCUCUGGCUCUAAUAGUUUGCAUGUAGUUUAUAGUUAA